AUGAAAUUCUCACAAUCUUUAAAGUAUAAUUCUGUUCCAGAAUGGAAGGAUAAAUAUAUGGAUUAUGCAGAGUUAAAGAAAUUGGUCUAUACUUUGCAAUCUGAGGAGUUAAAAUUAGAGCGUGGAAAUCAAGGUGAAAACAUUAUCAAUGUGGAUAGGAAUAAAAAAUUAGCUAUAUUAAAAAAUAAAAUCCUGUUCAUGAAUAAAAAAACCGGUGAUUCUACAAAGAACGGCGGUAAUGUUGAUGUUGUAAGUUUAGAAGAUUUCCCUGCUCAAGGUGAAAGUAGUGGUGGUAAUAAUACCGACAAUGUCCAGAUUGCUCCUACUUUAAACAACAGCGAUGAAUACAACUACGAGGAAACCUAUGAAUUGCAAAACAUAAAUAACAAUGCAGAUCCUUCUUCUAGCAGCACGCCGGGUUUGGAGCAGCAGCAAGCUAACUACCAAGAAGAAAAAAAUAAUGAUGUUACCAAUGUUAAUGCAAUUACCAAAAAUAUAAACUCAAAGACCAAAAACUUGAAAAUCAAAAAUAUUAAAAAUAUUAAAAAUAUUUUUUCUGAUAAAAACGAGUUAGCUUCCGGAUCUUCCUCAACGCAUAGUGGGAGUUCAAGCGAAGAAGAAUUCAAUCCAGAAAAAAUAUUCAUGGAUGCUCUGUAUGUGGAGAGGGAAAAGGUUGAUGAUUUCUACAAAGAAAAAGAAUCUGAAUUAUACCAGUCUUUUGAUUUGCUUUGGAGUGAUAUUGAAAAUGCUAACGCCAACUUUACUUCACCAGAUGCAAACAGUUUAAGUGAAAGAAGAUUAAGUUUAUUGAGUGAGGCUGGUAAUACACAUAUACUAAAGAAACAAACUACUCUUUCUCGAGUGUCAAGCACUGGAAGAACCGUGAAUCCGUUUGAUGAAGAUGAAGAUGACGAAGAACUCGAAGAAGAGGAUUUGGAGCAUGGCCGUGCUAAUAGCUCGAGAGGCACCGCCUUGUUGAAUCAUACUGAUUUUACCAUCAAAUCGCAAAAAAGGGCCAUAUUAAAAAAGAAAAUCAUUGAUCUAUAUGUGGAUUUGGUUCAAUUGAAAUCUUUCAUUGAGUUGAACAAAAUUGGUUUUUUCAAGAUCACCAAAAAAUUUGACAAGACGCUUAAUUGUCAUACUAGGCCCCAGUAUAUUGAGAGUGGUGAUUUUUUCCGUGACACCUUUGUGUUUCAAUUAGACACUAUUGAAGAAUUAGAUACCAAAAUUGCGGCCAUUACUGAAUUUUAUGCCAUGAUUACUAAUCAACUAAAUGAUUUACAAGAAUGCAGAGAGGAACUAAGGUCGUACUUACGAGAUUAUAUUGUUUGGGAAAGAAAUAGUGUUUGGAAGGAUAUCUUGGGUUUGGAGAGCCACAAACCUGAUGCGAAUGGUGAUAUAUCUGAAUUAGAAAGUGGUAACGACCUUAAACUGGAUUGUUUUAAAUUCCCCCUACCCCAUCCAAUCAAUUUACGUUUUACUAAAAUUGAACGAAUUUUAAUACCUAAACUAUUUUUUACUAUGAAGGCUGUCAAAAUUGGUAUUAUUUUUAUUUUCACAGCUGUUUUAUUGGGUGUAAAGACGUUCAACGAUCCCGUUCAUCAUCGUUGUAUUGCGUUGAUUGAAUGUGUUGCCUUGUUGUGGGCGACCGAGGCGCUACCACUUUUUGUUACUGCUAUGCUAGUCCCAUUUAUGGCUGUGUUGCUACGAGUUUACAAGAACUCAGACGGUACCACUAUGGAUUAUUCGGAUGCAGCCACCACUGUUUUCGCUGCCAUGUGGUCUUCCACCAUUAUGGUUUUAUUGGCUGGUUUUACGAUGGGUGCUGCUUUGUCCAAAUACAAUGUUGCCAAAAUUGCCGCUUCUUAUCUACUAAACUUUGCUGGAACCAAGCCACGGAAUGUAUUGUUGAUGAUCAUGUCGGUUGUUUUUUUUCUUUCUAUGUGGAUCUCAAACGUUGCCUCUCCAGUUUUAACAUACUCUUUGGCCCAGCCACUAUUAAGAACCUUGGAUGCUGAUUCUCCAUUUGCAAAAGCAUUGGUCAUUGGUGUAGCUUUGAGCGCUGAUAUUGGCGGGAUGGCAUCACCUAUUUCUUCCCCACAAAAUGUUAUUUCCAUGGAGUAUUUGAAGCCAUAUGGUGUUGGGUGGGGCCAAUUUUUUUCGGUCGCUUUGCCAACAGGUAUCUUUGCAAUGUUAUUGGUUUGGAUUGAGUGUUGUCUUACUUUCAAGAUUAACAAGGAUAAAAUUUUUAGGUUUCAGCCUAUUAGACAAAGAUUUACUAUGAAACAAUACUUUGUUAUUUUUGUUACGUUGGGAACCAUUUUAUUAUGGUGUUUCUUAACGGAUUUGCCUAUAUUUGGUAAUGCCGGUGUUAUUGGUUGUUUGCCGAUAUGUUUACUUUUUGGGAGCGGGAUGUUGUCGGUUAGUGACUUGAAUAGUUUUCCAUGGACUAUUGUAAUAUUGGCCAUGGGGGGUAUCGCUUUGGGUUCUGGUGUUAAAUCUAGUGGGCUAUUAGAUUUAAUUGGUCGUUCUUUAGAAAAGAGGAUUGUAGAUUAUCCGUUAUACGCUAUUUUGUGUAUCUUUGGUAUUAUUAUGUUGGUGUUUGGAACUUUUGUGUCGCACACGGUUUCUGCGAUUAUUAUUGUUCCAUUAGUCCAAGAGGUUGGUGACCAAUUGUCUAAUCCUAAAGCAGCACCUAUUUUGGUUUUUGGUUGCUCCUUAUUGGCAUCAUGUGGUAUGGGCCUAGCUUCUUCUGGGUUUCCGAACGUCACUGCAGUCAGUAUGACUGAUCAUAGGGGGAAAUAUUACUUAAAUACGAAUUCAUUUAUUACUAGGGGUGUUCCUGCAUCCUUACUAGCAUUUAUUGCGGUUAUUACUUUAGGUUUUGGUAUUAUGAAUUCUGUCUUGAAGGGAGGAUCCUCUUCAUAG
Saccharomycodes ludwigii is the source of this 2928-nucleotide messenger RNA. It is a transcript of the gene PHO90, whose product is annotated as SPX domain-containing inorganic phosphate transporter. The record is from RefSeq and is a predicted model, not a curated record. Gene Ontology annotation, biological process: phosphate ion transport; monoatomic anion transmembrane transport; polyphosphate metabolic process. Bases 1 to 2928 code for a protein of 975 amino acids. The transcript has a single exon. Gene Ontology annotation, cellular component: membrane. Gene Ontology annotation, molecular function: phosphate transmembrane transporter activity. Lineage: Eukaryota; Fungi; Ascomycota; Saccharomycetes; Saccharomycodales; Saccharomycodaceae.